Messenger RNA from Ceratosolen solmsi marchali, 454 nucleotides. RefSeq lists its product as uncharacterized. The record is from RefSeq and is a predicted model, not a curated record. NCBI's taxonomy places the organism in Eukaryota, Metazoa, Arthropoda, Insecta, Hymenoptera, Agaonidae. The transcript has 4 exons. The coding region runs from base 1 to 372 and encodes 123 amino acids.
AUGCUUGUUACAGUCACUCUUCUCUUCUUCGCUUGCGAGAGUGUAAUUUUGAGUUCAUGUUAUCCAUUAGAUACUGAAGAUAUACAGAAUGUGCAGCAGGCUGUAGCUGUACCAUUACAUCUUGUCCUAGAAGAUGUGCCAAAUGAGCCAGAAAACUUGGCUGGUCGUUUGGGACACGCCUACGUCACAACAUAUGACCAGAAGAAGGCGUCCAUUGGCAAUACGCUCAACAGCUUUCAAGAUUUAGGUAAAAAAACCGUGGAAUCUGGAGUUAAUCUUAUGAAGAAUGGCCUAGAAUUUAUCUUUCUCGUGCCGACAUUCGGUAGAAAUGCACUAGGGCGACAACAGAAGACAUAUAGUCUGAGUGUUUAAAUUGUUACCUAAAAGUUAUCAUCUUAGCCCAUAUAAAAGAUCUCCAAGAUAAUUGAACAUUUGCAUUUGCGCCGUUGGCAAU